This is a messenger RNA of Platichthys flesus (European flounder), 4944 nucleotides long. It is a transcript of the gene fam91a1, whose product is annotated as family with sequence similarity 91 member A1. Gene Ontology annotation, cellular component: trans-Golgi network; cytoplasmic vesicle. Gene Ontology annotation, biological process: intracellular protein transport. The coding region runs from base 215 to 2716 and encodes 833 amino acids. The transcript has 24 exons. The record is from RefSeq and is a predicted model, not a curated record. Lineage: Eukaryota; Metazoa; Chordata; Actinopteri; Pleuronectiformes; Pleuronectidae.
GCUUGUUCGAAAAUACAACAAGGAAGUGACCGUUCUUAUUGUGGAGGAGAAAAAAUAACCCCCGGAGAACCCGUCUCGUCCUCGCACCGGGGGCUCGCUUCUCUCUCGCUCGUCGGGUGUCAGGGAGCGGACAUAAAGUCACCGUGGACCCGCCCGGGAGCAAGUGUGUGUUCGUCUCCGGGACCGCUGCUCGCAGCCUGCUAGCUAGCUAGCGAUGAACACGGACGUGGAAUUCCACAUCAGGCAGAACUACCCGUGGAACAAGCUCCCAGCUAACGUCAAACAGAGUUUGGGGAACUCUCAGCGCGAGUAUGAGAAGCAUGUGCUGCUGUACAGCAUCCGCAACCAGCUGCGAUUCCGCAAUAACCUAGUGCGCCACGUGAGGAAGGAUGAGCGCAAGUACUACGAGGAGCUCCUGAAGUACAGUCGCGACCACCUGAUGCUGUACCCAUACCACCUGUCGGACAUCAUGGUCAAAGGCCUGCGAAUCACUCCGUUCUCAUAUUACAUAGGAAUCAUGGAGGAUAUUAUGAACAGUGAGAAGAGUUACGACUCCUUGCCCAACUUCACUGCCGCAGACUGUCUGCGGCUGCUUGGCAUCGGGAGAAACCAGUACAUUGACCUGAUGAACCAGUGCAGGUCGUCCAAAAAAUUCUUCCGCAGGAAAACGGCACGGGACCUCUUACCAGCCAAACCAGUCGAGAUCUCUGUAGAGCCGUGGUGGGUUGCACAGACGGGCUACAUCACCGAGGAUGAUAUCAGGAUCUGUUCUCCACCUGAGAAGAAAGCAAUCGAUAAGAUGAUAGAUGCUGGUCCUCAGCUGGCUGGGUCGAUGGAGUUCAACGUAGUGUUAAGCUUGUACAACCGGGGCUACAUCUACUUGGAUGUUCCCAUAUCUGACGACAGUUGCAUUUCAGUGCCCCCACUUGAAGGCUUCGUCAUGAACCGUGUCCAAGGCGAUUACUUUGAAACGCUUCUCUACAAAAUCUUUGUUUCGAUUGAUGAGCAGACAAACGUAUCAGAGCUGGCAAACGUGUUGGAGAUUGACAUGGAUCUAGUGAAGAACGCCGUGUCCAUGUACUGUCGCCUCGGCUUCGCUGUGAAGAAAGGUCACGUGAUCAGCCCCGAGCAGCUCAACCCCACCUGGAAGAACGCUCCCUGUGUCAACAGGCUCAAGACCACCAUGGACCCUCAGAAGAUGCUCUUGUCCUGGGAGCAGGGCAGUCCUGUCAUAGAGGGAGGCUCCUCUGCCACCGACACCGACACCACCAGUCUGGAAGACCAAGCGGACACAGCCAGCGUUAGCAGCCUAAGCAUCCCAGCCGCACCCACCAAGAGGAUUGCCUUCCUCUUUGACUCCACCCUCACAGCCUUCCUCAUGAUGGGCAACCUGUCACCGAACCUGAAGAGUCAUGCAGUGACCAUGUUUGAGGUUGGUAAGCUGUCUGAUGAGACUCUGGACACCUUCCUGGCUGAGCUGGAGAAGGUGGAGAGCACAGCAGAGGGCGAGGCUCAGCGUUACUUUGACCACGCUCUGACCCUGAAAAACACCAUCCUCUUCCUGCGCUACAACAAAGAACUCACUCAGGACCAGGGACCUGAUAUCCCAAAUAUAGGUUUCCCCUUGGACAUGUUGCGCUGUGAGAGUCUGCUGGGUCUGGACCAGGCCACCUGCAGCCGGGUCCUCAACAAGAACUACAAGCUGCUGGUGUCGAUGGCCCCGCUCAGCAACGAGAUCCGACCCAUCAGCAGCUGCACGCCUCAGCACAUUGGCCCGGCCAUCCCCGAGGUGAGCUCCAUCUGGUUCAAGCUGUAUCUGUACCAUGUGACCGGCCAGGGCCCCCCGUCUCUACUGCUCUCCAAAGGCUCCCGGCUCCGCAAACUGCCAGACAUAUUCCAGUCCUACGACAGGUUGUUGAUCACUUCCUGGGGUCACGACCCCGGAGUCGUCCCAACGUCUAAUGUGCUGACCAUGCUCAAUGACGCCCUCACACACUCUGCUGUUCUCAUCCAGGGCCAUGGUAUGCAUGGCCAUGGAGAAACAGUCCACAUUCCUUUCCCCUUCGAUGAGGAGGAUCUGAAGGGAGACUUCACCUACUCCAACAUGUGUGUGCACAAAGCGCUGCAGAAGCUGAAGGAGCAAGUGGACCUGAAGCACCAGUGCGGCUACAUCACCAUGCUCAACUCCAACAACAGGCACCGUCGCCGGACCAGCGACAGCAAUGAGUGCAGAGGAGAUACACAUCUGGGUGGAGGCCUGGACACUAAUGGCAGUACUGAGUCUUUUGAACUGGUGACAGAGGAGAACAACGGUGAAGGCAAAGUAAAACCCGAAGCCGUUUCCUCUGAAGACGAGUGGGUCCCUCUCGAGCUGUGCUUCGGCAUGCCCCUCUUCAGCUCCGAGCUCAACCGCAAAGUGUGUCGAAAGAUCGCCUCGCACAAACUCUGCAGCAGCGAAAGCCUUCAAGAGCUUCUCCUCUCCAGCCGAAAGCUGUCGCUGAAGGUGCUGAGCUUUGUUCAGUCGCACCAGGACGGCAGCCAGCCCUCCGACCUGGACAGCGGCGUGUCGAACCCUCUCAGCCAACCCCCGCCGGAGUCUGGCGUCCCCCUGCCCGCCCUCAAUCUAUUCUUCAAGGACGGACAGCUGAGGGAGUGGAGCGGGCGGGGCCCUCCGGCUCUGGACAUCUCAGCCCUGCAGAAGGACCAACCCACAUAAACCCAACCCCUCCAGCACCCACUCCCAAAACUUCCAGAUUUGGCCAUGGGGGGGAAAAAAGCAAAGGGCCGCCCUCUCUCUUGAAGCGUCAUGUCUCAUUGAGGAAAUCCUUACCCGAGGUUCAACCCCCUCGUCUUCACAUCCGAUCACGAGGAAACAAUCAGUCAUGAACUUAUUCGUCUUGUCAAUCAGUAUCAGUCAUGGGGAAAUCUGCCCUGCCAGCACUUUGCCAUUUAGGCAUAUCGGCCACUAGUUUGAGCCCCCCUCCCCCCUCCAUGAUUCCUCGUAUUCGUGGGCAGUGUUAUCUGUUGGAGUGGUGCUAUUGUCACAGAAUAUAAAAACGAUGAAGGUUGACAGCAUAUAGCCUGGAAGACCAUUUGACUGGAAACACGAGCGCCGUUCUCUGCCGAACACCCCCCCCCCUCCCCCUCCUCACCUCUCCCUCCCACCCUUUAAUCAAUGGAUGUUUUUGUGAUCCCAUGAGAGCGGAGUGUCACGUGGUUAUUAUUGUAUAGAUGUUCUUAACGACCCACAAAGUAAAACGACGAAGCGUUGGAACAGACCCCUUCAGGAACCAUUUUGACGAUAUGCAUAUUUUAGUGUUCAGGUCUUCAGACUCGUCGGACGGAGGAGAGGGUGGAGAGUCGCUUCCUCCCUGGGUCGUCCCAUGUCAAGUGAUCCUAAGCAUGAUGCCGUUGCACAAGUCGUACGAUGAAAACAAACACUUUACUCUUUAUUUGUAAUCAAUACUGGGCAUUUUUUUAUUUGCACUGUGCAGGAGUUCUCAAACCCUGUAGAAGUAGUUAUGUACAUUCAUUUAUUUUCUUUCUUUUUUUUAUGUUUGAUCCUUUGUAGUGCACACAUGAUUUUAAGAGCUCAUGUUUACCACCAGGAAGUAUUUUCUUGUCUUGGGAACUCAGACUCGGGCAUCAGAGAAAUGACCAAUAAUUACUAUAUAAUAAUUUAGUUCUCUUUUUUGUCUGUUAUCAUUUCACUUUCUCAGUGCAAAAGAACACCAAAGACCAAUUUUUCUCUGUACAAUUUUUUUUUAACUUCCGUUUUGUCGCUCUUUUUAUUUUGUUGCCUUAUUACUGUCAGACAAUUAGAAACUACCAUCUCCUGAAUCGAAACCAUUUUAUUGAUUCCUUUUUUUUUAAUCAUUAUUAUUUGCUUUCUUUACAUUUUACAGUGUUCAAAUGAUUUUGUGCAUUUCAUAGAGUGAUUAAAACCAAUAAAAUCUAUAAGAUCAGGUCACAAACGACCAAACUUUGACGGAUUAAUUAAUUGCACCUAAUCUCCGAGGACGGGAACAGUCGGGUCUGUGUGUCUGACCCAGGCCUGUUGUCUGCCAGUAGCUCUCGCUGGACGGCCUCCAGCUUUGUGCAGCGCUCUGGGCUGACCCGCCGCGCUCUCCAAGGGAUUCUGUGUACGCCAUGUUUCGAAAAAUGGGGUUUGUAGUGUAGAGAGGAGAAGGCAAGUUCCCUGUGAAGGCUGUCGCACACCCAGGGGAGGGAAAUGCUAAUGCUCUGCCCGGCUUCUCGGAGAUGUGACGGCCCCAGAAAAAACUGUCUGAAGUCCUACACUACUAUACACUUUUAUUAUUUCAUUUCGAAUGGUAACCCAUUUUGUUGAGAGUUUUUUCGGAGGGGGGGAAUGGAAGAAUCUGCCCUCUGCAGUCGUUGACCCACUUGUGGUUGUUGUUUCUAAUGUGACGCUGAAUAGAAAAAAAAGACGUAACACAAGGUUCUGUUGAAGCAUGAUGACUGUGUAGAAACUGUUGUGUGUGCGUGUUGUGUAUGCGUGUGUAUUGUACACCUCGCUCUCGGUGUGUUUUUAUACACGCCCCACCUUUCACAAUAAGAGUUUUCUCCCGGUCCUGCCUGUGUGUAAUUUCAUUGCAGUUAGUUGGUCAACCCAGACGUCCAUCCUUCUCUCCCAGGUCUACAUCCUCCAGAGUAUUAAAAAAAGUGCUAGUUUUAUAUGUCGCUCUAUAUUUUAGGAAUCUUAGUUGUAGCGUGUUUGAUGGGACUAUGAGAUGAUGCUCUUGUAAUUAAAUGGGGUAAAAAAAAAAAGAAAAGAAAGUGACAUUCCUUCGACAUGCCCACCUCUUCCGUUCUUCCUCCAUCUCCCUCCCACUCCACAUACAUGUUAUUAUUACAGAUAAAUAUGUAAAAAGUAUAUGAAAAUAUAAAUAAAUAUGUAUUAAGAACAAACUUUUUCCUCCCUGA